Molecule: messenger RNA, 617 nt
Organism: Brassica oleracea var. oleracea
Lineage: Eukaryota; Viridiplantae; Streptophyta; Magnoliopsida; Brassicales; Brassicaceae
Product: ubiquitin-40S ribosomal protein S27a-1
Exons: 1
Coding region: 44-514 (156 amino acids)
Biological process (GO): translation; protein ubiquitination; modification-dependent protein catabolic process
Cellular component (GO): cytoplasm; ribosome; nucleus
Molecular function (GO): structural constituent of ribosome; ubiquitin protein ligase binding; protein tag activity
Source: RefSeq, a predicted model, not a curated record
UCUCCGAUCAAAAAAAAAAAAAAAAAACAGAGAGCACAAGAAAAUGCAGAUCUUUGUGAAAACCCUAACGGGGAAGACGAUAACCUUAGAGGUCGAAUCAUCCGACACGAUCGACAAUGUGAAGGCCAAGAUCCAGGACAAGGAAGGGAUCCCACCGGAUCAGCAGCGACUGAUCUUCGCCGGGAAGCAGCUGGAAGACGGAAGGACACUCGCCGAUUACAACAUCCAGAAGGAGUCGACGCUUCACCUGGUUCUCCGUCUGAGAGGAGGAGCGAAGAAGAGGAAGAAGAAGACGUACACGAAGCCCAAGAAGAUCAAGCACAAGCACAAGAAGGUGAAGCUCGCGGUUCUGCAGUUUUACAAGGUCGAUGGAAGUGGGAAGGUUCAGAGGCUGAGGAAAGAGUGUCCUUCGGUGAGCUGUGGUCCGGGGACGUUCAUGGCGAGUCAUUUCGAUAGGCAUCACUGUGGGAAGUGUGGAACCACUUAUGUCUUUAAGAAGCCUGAUGAAGAGUGAUGAGUGAUCGCUAGGUGUUAUGUUUUGGCCUCUCCUUUUAAAUUGAAUUAUCGUUUAUUCAGAUAAUUUUUUGAGACUUUAAUUUUAUUUUAUCAGAUUAUAU